CAAGCAACAACCGGAAGGGGGCCACUGGGAAUGGGUGAUGAAGUGAUGACGUCAGAGGUGACUCGUGGAGUCGAUGACGAUGCAGUGCUUCCAUGGUCGGAUCGAUGCUAGCACGGAAAGCACACGAGAGACAAUAACAACCCUCCAGAAACAAAUCUCGAGAUCGGUUCUCUACCAAAACAAAUCUGCACCAGUUCCCUAUCCUACAAAGAACCAACCCGACACAGAAACAAUGGCCGGACAGCGGCACGACGACGCGCACCCCAACCCGCUCGAGGGCGGGCAGCAGUCGGCGCACAACAUCAAGGACCCGCUCGACACGUACAGCCUGGCCGACCGCGCCAACAAGGAGAAGAAGGAGGAGAAGGAGGAGGACGAGCGCAAGGCCUCCCAACAGGACGUCCCGCCCACCGCCGCGGCCAGGGAGCACGGCAACAAGCCCUCGAGGGGCGCCGUCAUGGACGAGCAGCUGCAGAAGGAGGACGAGGAGCGCCUGCGCCAGAUGGACGAGUCCAAGAAGGCAAAGUCGCACCAGUAGGCUGCGGGUCAUGUGGGCACGACAUGAUUGGACUGUGCGUGGUCAAUGGAAUGCCGCCGUGAUGGGCCUGUUUUUGGGGGUUAGCUAGGCAAUGCUGACCACUAAAGCAAAGUCUCUGUUUAUCACUUUCCGGCUACGAAGUGAUCAAUGCUGAGGAGAAGGGAAUAGAAAGCAGCAACUCUAAUGAAUGGAAAGUAAACUCCAAGCCGACGCCUGUAUGCAAUUCCAUCGCAAGAUAGACCUAGACCGUCUUCAAGAUGCCACACCUACACAUACAAUCCAUCACUCCAUCACUCCAUCCUUCCUUGAACCCAAAACCUUGAUAGAGGUCAACGCAAAAAAAAGGGAGAAACCUAGAACUGGAGAUUUUUAAACGCAUGCCCAAGGGAAAACAAAGAAACCC
Messenger RNA from Gaeumannomyces tritici R3-111a-1, 941 nucleotides. RefSeq lists its product as hypothetical. The record is from RefSeq and is a predicted model, not a curated record. The transcript is spliced from 2 exons. Lineage: Eukaryota; Fungi; Ascomycota; Sordariomycetes; Magnaporthales; Magnaporthaceae. Bases 74 to 538 code for a protein of 154 amino acids.